AUGGGAACGGAGUGGAGUGUGGUAUGGUUUCAUUGUUCCAUCAGCUACCUGUUAAUUUUGGGGUGGCUCGCCCGAAGCAGAAGGUCCUCAAGUCCACGGUGCCGCGCCAACAGCUCCCCACGCAAGGCCCCCCGCGGCACGGCCCCGCGCAAGCAGCUGGCCACCAAGGCGGCCCGCAAGAGCGCGCCGGCCACCGGCGGCGUCAAGAAGCCGCACCGCUACCGGCCCGGCACGUUGGCCCUGCGCGAGAUCCGGCGCUACCAGAAGUCCACCGAGCUGCUGAUCCGCAAGCUGCCGUUCCAGCGGCUGGUGCGCGAGAUCGCGCAGGACUUCAAGACCGACCUGCGCUUCCAGAGCUCGGCCGUGAUGGCGCUGCAGGAGGCGUGCGAGGCCUACCUGGUGGGGCUCUUCGAGGACACCAACCUGUGCGCCAUCCACGCCAAGCGCGUCACCAUCAUGCCCAAGGACAUCCAGCUGGCGCGCCGCAUCCGCGGGGAGAGGGCGUAAUAAAUUCUUUUAAGC
This is a messenger RNA of Ailuropoda melanoleuca (giant panda), 522 nucleotides long. RefSeq names its product histone H3.1. NCBI's taxonomy places the organism in Eukaryota, Metazoa, Chordata, Mammalia, Carnivora, Ursidae. The record is from RefSeq and is a predicted model, not a curated record. Gene Ontology annotation, cellular component: nucleosome. Gene Ontology annotation, molecular function: structural constituent of chromatin; DNA binding; protein heterodimerization activity.